GCCUGACCUCCGACUACCUCAAUGUUACAUGCCUUCCAACCGUUUCCCCCGGCGUGAAAAGACACUUUCCCUCGGACCCGCUAGAUGUUGAGGGUGACUGCCCCUGGACGAAAUCGCAAUGACCCUGUCGCCGCCGCUGAGAGUCUAGGCCGCUAAUUUGUGCAGAUCGACGUUAAGGAUCGCUUUGCAAGAGGCAGCCUCAAGGGAUUGGUCUUAAAAUGGCUCUAUUCUAACGGAGGGAAGCCAUCUCACGCUUUCCAUUAUCCUAUAACCCCCACCGUCGCGCAUAUACCCACCUUCCGGAGCCAAAUGAACCUCUACUUCUCCCCCAACGAUCCCGGAGAAACCAUGCUGGUUUCUGACGACGGGAUCGUGCAUUAUAAAAUUGUGACAGCAAAACGAAAUGUAAUCGGUUCAUGUGCGAGGACUAUCAUCGAGAGGCCCGAAGAAGUCAACGGCAGUCGGGCUGUUGCCGUUAUCAAAUGGAGGCGUUGGUCUCACCCUUCAGUUAUGACCCAUAUCUUCGAUGGCAUAAAACAAGAAAUGGACCUCAGAGAGUUCUUGUAUAAACUUGGGGGAAAGUUCACUGGGACAAGAUAUUUUCUGGGCAACGAUGAUCUUGAAUAUCGUUGGAAGGAUGUCAUUGGCACGGGACCUGUCUUGACUAACCGGCGUACGAAGGGGGAAGUAGCCCGCUUCACGCAAGAAAUCGCCCCGGAAGGUUUCACCCUUGGCGAGAGAAGGUGGUUCCUCCAGAUCCUACCUUCUAGUCUCGACAUAGAUAUGGUUGUUCUCACCUUCAUCAUCAUGGAGAUACGUCGUAGAGCUCGUCUUGCGAACCCUAACGACACUCUCCAUGAUGAAGAACCUAAUGAAGGUGGUUGCGGUGAAUGACUAGACAGGGUCAUCUUUGGGUGCAUGUGGUUACAUGCGGGCUGUCUGUGGGCGUGGAUUCGUACUUGUUUAUCGGCUAGGACUUGUUUUUUGGGUGCUAAUCGUGGAUUUUGCUAUAGACCGUGACAUGAUACGAUACUGGGUGACGCUCUCCGUGCUUUGUUCUCAUCAUCUUCGUAACCUACAUCCUCAGGCAAACAUCUUCCUGCGCUGCCCAAGUCUUGGCCGAGACGUAGAGAUCCCUGAACGCCUUCCCUGGCUUGGCUCCUAGGCCCUCCUUGUAUGCGUUUAAACCAUCCAGGAAGACCGUGCGACACCUUCUCAACUCCUCGACCUCCACUUCGUCGACGAGGAUACGUGCCGCUGACGGUUGCGUAUUGCGAUCGGGUGCUGCAAUCUCAACGACAGACUCAGUUGUCAUUUCUCGCACGUUAGUGUUGUGCCCCUCUGUGUGCUCGGAUAUGGAUUCGGUUGGGAUUUUCGAUUGGUUACCGCGUUCCGAGCAUCCUACACUUGUUUCUCUAUUAGCUCCACCAAAGAACGCGUCGAUAUUCAAUUGAGUCUCGGUGCGCUGUUUCUUCUUGGAUGUGGCAUUAUGUGUGUCCCCAUCUUCUACAUUUUGCGCUGUAUAACAGACAUUGUAACGUACGGGACAAUGUUAACAGAUAGACCGACUGACUCACCCUUGCGCUUAGGUACAAACGAGCAACCUUUCCGGUAACUAACAAUAUUAUCACAUCUCUUCCUGGUCGUACUUGAAGUAACGCAGGUCAAUUUCCGCUUUUGACAUCCUUCACAAGAUGGCUCGUUCAAGGAGACAGGAGCAGAUAUUGAUGCUUUCGGGUCAGCAUCGGAUGUUGUAUCGAUUUGCUCCUGAUCCAGAGAGGUAGCGCUAGCAUCUGAGAAUGGUUAAUAUAUACCUGGUCUGCUACAAAUUUAGAUGUACUUCAACUCACUUGUUGCUUCACUAUUUAGACCUUCCUC
Messenger RNA from Somion occarium, 1878 nucleotides. The record is from the annotation of a GenBank genome assembly. NCBI's taxonomy places the organism in Eukaryota, Fungi, Basidiomycota, Agaricomycetes, Polyporales, Cerrenaceae.